CACAUAGCUCUCAAUAAAGCUCUGUGAUAUUCAUCAUCUCUCCAAUCAUACUCGAUGCUUGUGUAUACUUAAUUUUCUAGUUCGUCUUUGUUUGUUUAUUUUUUUUGUCUUUUUCUAUAAGAAGCAUCCUUUGAACGAAGCUUCCUUCCUCUCUUGCUACUUGUGUUGUUCCUCCACAUAUGUCUCUUUAAAGCUCAGUGAUUUCAAUCGUCUCUCCAACCAAACUUGCUAAUGGAUUUUUCUUAUAUUUUCCUUAUCACUGUUGUUGCUGCAACCAUAGUCUUGUUCACGCUUUUUAAGAAACUCAGAUUCAAACAAGAAGAUGACAAAGAAACGUCAUCACCUCCAUCUCCUCCAUCUUCUUUGAAUCGCAUCUGGACACACCAUGUCUUUCCAAGCUUCCGAGGGGAAGAUGUCCGUAGAGACUUUCUUAGCCACAUUCAAAUGGAGUUUCAAAGAAUGGGUAUCACACCAUUUAUUGAUAAUGAGAUCAAGAGAGGAGAAUCCAUCGGUCCUGAACUCAUUCGGGCGAUUCGAGAAUCCAAGAUCGCAAUUAUCUUACUCUCGAGAAACUAUGCUUCUUCGAGUUGGUGUCUUGACGAAUUGGCAGAGAUUAUGAAGUGCAGGGAAGAACUUGGUCAAACGGUGAUGGCUGUUUUCUAUAAAGUGGAUCCCUCUGAAGUAAAAAAACUAAACGGAGAUUUUGGGAAAAUCUUCAAAAAAACUUGUGUCGGUAAAACAAAACAGGACAUUGGGAAAUGGAGACAAGCUUUGGCAAAAGUAGCCACAAUCGCCGGUUACCAUUCAAACAACUGGGAUAAUGAAGCGGCUAUGAUAAAACAAAUAUCUACUGAUAUUUCCAACAAGUUGAAUAAUUCAGUAUCAUCAAGUGAUUUCGACGGGUUGGUUGGUAUGAGAGCUCAUUUGGAGAAGAUGGAACCAUUGUUAUGCCUGGAUUCAGAUGAAGUGAGGAUGAUUGGGCUUUGGGGUCCUUCCGGGAUCGGGAAGACCACCAUUGCAAGAGUUGUGUACAACAAUCUCUCCAACGGUUUUCAACUGAGUGUCUUUAUGGAAUCAAUCGAAGCAAAAUAUACAAGACCUUGUUCCGAUGACUACAGUGCAAAGUUGCACUUACAACAGCAGUUUAUGUCUCAAUUAACCAACCAGAAUGAUAUGAAGAUUUCUCAUUUGGGAGUUGUUAAAGACAGGCUAAAAGACAAAAAAGUUCUUGUUGUUCUUGAUGGUGUGGACAGGUCGAUGCAACUAGAUGCCAUGGCGAAAGAAACUUGGUGGUUUGGUCCUGGGAGUCGGAUUAUCAUCACAACUCGAGAUCGAAAGCUAUUUAGGACACAUGGGAUUAACCAUAUUUACAAAGUGGAUUUUCCACAACCUAACGAGGCUCUUCAAAUCUUGUGCACGUAUGCUUUUGGUCAAAAGUCUCCUAAAGAUGGUUUUGAAGAACUUGCUCGGGAAGUUACAGAACUUGCUGGUAAACUCCCUUUGGGUUUAAGGGUUAUGGGCUCUUAUUUUCGGGGAAUGUCUAAGCAGGAGUGGGCAAAAGAACUGCCAAGGUUAAGGACUAGCCUUGACGCCGAUAUUAAAAGCAUUUUGAAGUACAGUUAUGAUGCCUUAGAUGAGGAAAAUAAAUAUAUAUUUCUUCAUAUAGCUUGCAUUUCUAAUCAUCAAGUGAUUGAGAAAGUGGAAGAGCAUCUUGCAGAGAUGUUUUUGGAUGUGAGGCACGGGCUUAACGUAUUAGCCGAGAAAUCUCUCAUCUCUAUGGAUGAUUGGAGUGAAAUAACUAUGCAUAAUCUGCUAGUCCAACUAGGUAGAGAUAUAGUCCGUAAACAGUCUGUUCGUGAGCCUGGACAACGCCUAUAUUUGGUUGAUGCGAGAGACAUUUGUGAAAUACUCACUGAUGAUGUAGAAGCUAGUAGAAGUGUCAUAGGCAUAAAUUUCGACUAUAGCACGAAUAGGGUAAAGGAAAAUUUCCAUAUAAGUGAGAGAGCCUUUCAAGGAAUGAUUAAUCUCCAAUUCUUAAGAUUCAAAGGGGAUCAUGAUACAUUACAUAUACCAUGUGGUUUAGAGUAUAUAUCUCGAAAACUUCGAUUACUAGAGUGGAAGUAUUUUCCGAUGACAUGUUUGCCUCCUAUUUUCAACUCCGAGUUCCUGGUUGAAAUAGACUUGUGUUUCAGCCAACUUGAGAAGUUGUGGGAAGGAAUUAAACCGCUUCCAAAUCUCAAGUGGAUGGAUUUGAGUUGGUCUAAAAACUUGAAGGAGCUUCCUGAUCUCUCAACUGCCACCAAUCUUAAGGAAUUGAAUCUCGCAUUUUGCUCCAGCCUGGUGAAGCUCCCCUCUACUAUUGGGUAUACCAAAAAUCUUCAGAAAUUGAAUCUUAGCCAUUGCUCAAGUCUGAUAAGUCUCCCCUCUUUCAUUGGAAGUUCCACUAAUCUCCAAGAGUUAGAUCUCGGUAGAUGCUCAAGUCUGGUUGAGCUACCUCCCUUUGUCGGUAAUCUCAAAAAUCUUAAAAAAUUGGUUCUUAGCCAUUGCUCAAGUCUGGUGGAGCUCCCUUCCUUCAUUGGUAAUGCCACUAGUUUAAAGAUUUUGGACCUUAUCUAUUGCUCAAGUCUGGUAAAGCUUCCCUUUUCUAUUGGAAACCUUCAGAAGUUGCGGAAUUUGAGAUUACGAGGAUGCUCUAAGCUAGAGUUUCUUCCGAACAACAUCAAUUUGGAAUCUCUCGAAAGUCUUGAUCUCACUGAUUGCUUGCUGUUGAAAAGUUUUCCUGAGAUCUCCACAAACCUUAGAGUUCUCGAUCUAAGAGGAGCUGCAAUAGAAGAAGUCCCUUCAUCAAUCGAAUCUUGGUCGUCUCGUCUCACUGAGUUGCAUAUGUCGUACAGUGAAAGACUCAAGGAAUAUCCUCAUGCUUUUGACAUCAUCAGAGAGCUGCACGUAAGUGACAAAGAAAUACAAGAGCUUCCUCCAUGGAUCCAGAAAUUCUCUCGUCUGCAUACACUUGACCUCAAUGGUUGCAAAAAGCUGGUGUCAAUCCCGCAGAUUCCAGAUUCCCUCACUAUCAUAUAUACAGAAGAUUGUGAGUCACUGGAGAGACUAGAUUUCUCAUCUCAAAAUCAAGAGAUUUCUAGUCUCAGCUUUGCUAAGUGCUUCAAAUUGAAUCAAGAAGCCAGAGACCUCAUCAUCCGAACACUGACUAGUGAAUAUGCGGUCUUACCUGGCAGAGAAGUGCCUGCAUACUUCACUCACCGAGCUGCUACUGGAGGUUUUUUGACAAUCGAGUUAAAUGAGAAGCCUCUUCCUACAUCCAUGAAAUUUAAAGCUUGCAUUUUGCUGGUUAAUGAAGGUGUCCAUGAAACUUGCUCUCACGUUUAUGUUACGUGUAAAAAGAGCAAAAGUUGUCUAUAUGACAUUUUAACAGAGCAUUUGUACAUAUUUGAAGUCGAAAUGGAGGUGACUUCCAGCGAGCUUGUCUUUGAGUUCAAGGUCGAGCGUAAAGAUUGGAAUAGGGAUUGGAAGGUAGGACAAUGCGGUGUACUCCAACUCUCGGAGGUCCCUCGAUGAAACAUGUACGAUACUAAGGGAAUUUGGAAGCACUGCGCAUCUGCAAAAUUUUAAGAUUUUCUUUUAGGAUUUCAAAUGUUACUUUAGUCACAAAAGGUCAUGUGUAUCUGCAACCUCAAUUCUUCUUAAAUUUGUUAAUCUUGAACCAUUAUUGUUGAUCUUUUCUAUAAAAAAAAAAACUCAUCUGGAGAAAGCAUUUUGAA
This is a messenger RNA of Camelina sativa (false flax), 3776 nucleotides long. RefSeq names its product putative disease resistance protein RPP1. Lineage: Eukaryota; Viridiplantae; Streptophyta; Magnoliopsida; Brassicales; Brassicaceae. The record is from RefSeq and is a predicted model, not a curated record. Gene Ontology annotation, biological process: defense response; signal transduction.